CUAUAAAAAGCCAGCUGCACAGCUGUGCUCAGUGGAGCACAGCCUGCCUUCAUCCAAGCUGCUAAUUUUAGGUCUCUUCCAGAAAAGUGUGUGUGUGCGUGCAAGGGGAUGGUGUGCAACUGUUACCUGAGCUGGAAACGAGGACCUGGGGUGACUGACCUGCUGUAACAACUGUCACUUUUGACAUCAGGGAAACCAAAGCCCUGCGGAUAAACAAAGUGAAGACAAGACGCGCUAUUUUAUUGCGAGGUUAGGCUGCCUCUGUCAGUUUUGUGAUCUUGUCCGUGGCUGACCUUGGCAGCUUCACCAGAGAGCAAAACUGAAGCCCCUUAUCUGGAGGGUUCUCACUUCAGGGCAGGGCUGUUUCUUAGGGGAGAAAAAUAAUCAUUCUUAGAAAAAUCACUGUUUAGCAGUGGUUAAGUCCUCAGGCAAGAGAGAAUCCAUGCUGAAGACCUGGAGAGGUGCUGCUGGAGCAAAGGAGACAUGCAAUACAGUUGUCUAACUGCCUGGGGGCUUGGACAAUAACAGAUUGACCAAAUACUGCAGCAAUGGCAACAAUCAAGGGGAUCUCAAGUUUCAGUGCUGAGCAAGAAGCACAGGCACUAAGGAAAGCAAUGAAGGGAUUUGGCACAGAUGAAGAUGCCAUCAUCGAGAUUCUGACCAAACUGAAUGUUUCCCAACGCCAGCAAGUUCUGAUCACCUAUAAAACUGCUAUUGGCAGGGAUUUGAUUGAUGACUUGAAGUCUGAGCUGAGUGGGAACUUUGAGAGGGUGAUCGUUGGGAUGAUGACUCCCACCACCAUGUAUGAUGUACAUGAACUGAGGAGGGCUGUGAAGGGUGCUGGAACAGAUGAAGGUUGCCUGAUUGAAAUUCUGGCUUCUCGCACAAAUGAAGAGAUCCGACACAUUAAUGAGAACUACAAACUUCAAUAUGGCUGUACCCUUGAAGAGGACAUUGUCUCUGAUACAUCUUCCAUGCUUCGAAGAGUCCUUGUGUCCCUCGCAACGGGAAACAGAGAUGAGGGAACGUAUGUGGAUAGUGCCCUUGCUCAGCAAGAUGCUCAGAGCCUGUAUGAAGCUGGGGAGAAGAAAUGGGGAACAGAUGAGGUACAAUUUAUGUCCGUCCUCUGUACACGGAACAGAAGUCACCUACUAAGAGUUUUUGAUGAAUACAGGAGGAUUGCUAACAAGGACAUAGUAGACAGCAUUAAAUCUGAGAUGUCAGGAGACCUUGAAGAUGCUUUACUAGCUGUGGUAAAGUGCACACGGAAUAAACCUGCGUAUUUUGCUGAAAGACUGUAUAAAUCUAUGAAGGGCUUGGGAACAGAUGACAAUACACUGAUCCGAGUGAUGGUGUCUCGUGCUGAAAUAGAUAUGUUGGAUAUCAGAAGGGAAUUUCUGACCAUGUAUGGGAAAUCUCUUUACUCCUUCAUUAAGGGAGACACCUCAGGAGAUUAUAGGAAAGUUCUGCUCAAGCUCUGUGGUGGGGAGGAUUAAAAGAUGCCUGGUGUACUGCCUGGGUGAUGGGAAGCAGUAGAUCAUGAGGAUUUCUCUCUUUUUCCAGAUAGCUUAAUUAUUGCUAUGAGUAUUGACUUAGGUUGGUUAAUGCUCUGACUAGAUCAUGACAAUUCAAGUUGACCCUUUUGAUAUGCUUUUAUGCUUGGCACACCCAUUUUUUCCUACUAAUCUGGCUAGUAAAACUUGACUUUAACUGAAUACUGUAACCAACUCUAAGCGCUAAACAUGCUUCCAGACAAGCUGUCCCUCUGCCAUUGCAUUUGCUAGCAAAACUUAUUUAUCAGCUGAAGCAAACUUAGAUGUGGAAUGUCAGAAUCAGCAGAAGAAAAAAAUUAACUAUAUUGGCAGAGCACAGAAUGCAGACUUGCUUCACUUUUGCAAGAUAAUUCAAACACAAAGAAAACCACCCAUCUAAAAUAGAAGUGUUUAAAUGUAAGCUUGCCCUCUGUUAAUGUGGAGUGUUAGCAGACUUGCUACACUUGCAUAUAUAUAUGUGUGUGUGUGUAUAUAAAUAUAGAUGUGUUGCCUAUAGAUCAGGUGUGGAAGAUGUCACUGGUGACAUCAGAAGGAACAGGUCAGCCCUAUUCUCUUGGUCUUAUCCAUUUGACCAGUGGGAGCAUGACUUUUCCUGAAGUCAUCAGCGUCUUGUAAGCUCUUACUCUAGAUAAAACAGUCUGUAUCAUUGGAAUGGUGCCUUUUCAGGGAAUGACCUGUCCCACAGCCGUCUCAUCAGCACUGCCUGGUGCCUUUACACGCGGAGGCCUUGCACUGGUGUAGGAGGAUGCCUCGCACGGGGGUGGCUUGCUGUGUCUCACCAGCGCUAGCUGGUUGUAGUCCUUUAUAACACUACGGUAGAGGGUCCAGUUUUUGUGCCUGUGCUGGACAUGGACUCGCACACCAACUGCUGGAAGAACGCUUCCUCCCCAACUGCCUCCGCUGCCUUUUGGGCUGAGCAUCGCUUUCACUGUGCUGGGGCCUGUGUUUGGAUUUGCAGGCUCCUGUAGCUGUUCCUGUAUAAUCCUCUUGCAAAGGCACCCUGGACUGAGGUUAGAUGUUCACGUGGCCUAAACCCCUUCCUGUGCUCAGUCUGCUCUGGAUUAAGCUCCUUUCGAGUUGAAGAGGAGAUGCUUCUGUACCUUCAGCUAAAUAAAAUCACUUUGUUUCUCUUCCUCCCUGCUUUAA
This is a messenger RNA of Rhea pennata, 2699 nucleotides long. RefSeq names its product annexin A4 (gene ANXA4). Lineage: Eukaryota; Metazoa; Chordata; Aves; Rheiformes; Rheidae. The record is from RefSeq and is a predicted model, not a curated record. Gene Ontology annotation, cellular component: cytoplasm. The transcript is spliced from 13 exons. The coding region runs from base 549 to 1496 and encodes 315 amino acids. Gene Ontology annotation, molecular function: calcium ion binding; calcium-dependent phospholipid binding.